Coregonus sp. 'balchen' is the source of this 7999-nucleotide messenger RNA. The record is from the annotation of a GenBank genome assembly. NCBI's taxonomy places the organism in Eukaryota, Metazoa, Chordata, Actinopteri, Salmoniformes, Salmonidae.
GGUGACGAAGCCCCAGUGAAACUGACAGGGGAGAUCUCAGGUCUGGCCCCGGGGGAACAUGGCUUCCACGUCCAUGCCUUCGGAGACAACACCAACGGCUGCGUGAGUGCAGGACCCCACUUCAACCCCCACAACAAGACCCACGGAGGACCCACCGAUGACGUCAGGUGAGUCUGCCUCCUCACUAGUGGAGUUGGACCAUUUGAGGUAAGAAGGGAACUCAUCUUUGUAUCUGUGCCAUAAUGGCUACUGUGACAGCAUGCGCAGAGCCAUUGAGGGAUAUCUCUAUUUUAAUGGGCAGAGCCAUUGAGGGAUAUCUCUAUUUUAAUGGGCAGAGCCAUUGAGGGAUAUCUCUAUUUUAAUGGGCAGAGCCAUUGAGGGAUAUCUCUAUUUUAAUGGGCAGAGCCAUUGAGGGAUAUCUCUAUUUUAAUGGGCAGAGCCAUUGAGGGAUAUCUCUAUUUUAAUGGGCAGAGCCAUUGAGGGAUAUCUCUAUUUUAAUGGGCAGAGCCAUUGAGGGAUAUCUCUAUUUUAAUGGGCAGAGCCAUUGAGGGAUAUCUCUAUUUUAAUGGGCAGAGCCAUUGAGGGAUAUCUCUAUUUUAAUGAGCAGAGCCAUUGAGGGCUUUUUCCAUUUUUAUUUGGUCAAUGUCUUCUCCUUCCGAGUCAAAUAAAAUGUUUGUUAACAGGUGUAGACUAACAGUGAAAUGCUUGCUUAUUGGUCCUUUUCCAACAACAGAGUUAAAGGUGAAAUUGUUUUUUAAAUUCAAAUCGUGACACAAGGAAUACAUACACAGUGAAUAACAAGUAAAAAAUAACAUGGCUAUAUACAGGAAGUACCAGUACCGAGACGAUGUGCAGGGGUACCAGGUAAUAACAUGGCUAUAACAGGAAAUACCAGUACCGAGUCGAUGUGCAGGGGUACCAGGUAAUAACAUGGCUAUAAACAGGAAGUACCAGUACCGAGUCGAUGCGCAGGGGUACCAGGUAAUAACAUGGCUAUAAACAGGAAGUACCAGUACCGAGUCGAUGUGCAGGGGUACCAGGUAAUAACAUGGCUAUAAACAGGAAGUACCAGUACCGAGUCGAUGUGCAGGGGUACCAGGUAAUAACAUGGCUAUAAACAGGAAGUACCAGUACCGAGACGAUGUGCAGGGGUACCAGGUAAUAACAUGGCUAUAAACAGGAAGUACCAGUACCGAGUCGAUGUGCAGGGGUACCAGGUAAUAACAUGGCUAUAAACAGGAAGUACCAGUACCGAGACGAUGCGCAGGGGUACCAGGUAAUAACAUGGCUAUAAACAGGAAGUACCAGUACCGAGACGAUGCGCAGGGGUACCAGGUAAUAACAUGGCUAUAAACAGGAAGUACCAGUACCGAGUCGAUGUGCAGGGGUACCAGGUAAUAACAUGGCUAUAAACAGGAAGUACCAGUACCGAGUCGAUGUGCAGGGGUACCAGGUAAUAACAUGGCUAUAAACAGGAAGUACCAGUACCGAGUCGAUGCGCAGGGGUACCAGGUAAUAACAUGGCUAUAAACAGGAAGUACCAGUACCGAGUCGAUGUGCAGGGGUACCAGGUAAUAACAUGGCUAUAAACAGGAAGUACCAGUACCGAGUCGAUGCGCAGGGGUACCAGGUAAUAACAUGGCUAUAAACAGGAAGUACCAGUACCGAGUCGAUGUGCAGGGGUACCAGGUAAUAACAUGGCUAUAAACAGGAAGUACCAGUACCGAGUCGAUGUGCAGGGGUACCAGGUAAUAACAUGGCUAUAAACAGGAAGUACCAGUACCGAGUCGAUGCGCAGGGGUACCAGGUAAUAACAUGGCUAUAAACAGGAAGUACCAGUACCGAGUCGAUGCGCAGGGUUUCCGUUAGCCGGUAAUAGCCGGCUUUUGACCCCGAAACAUUUUUAGAAGCCGAUAAAUAACAUUUGCGCCGGCCAAUUGUCCGGGAGAAGAAAUUCCAUUGCGGAAUGUUUUUUAAAUCAUUGAUGUAAAUACCAGUCGAUGUAAAUACAUUUCACUGGUCAUGCUUAUCUGUCUAUAGGUUAAUUUCCAUAAUUUAGUGGAAUUAAAUUGUAACCCAGGCCUACUCGUUGUGUGAAUUUGGGAUCGAUCAUCCCACAACUGUCCCAGUGCUAUUCUAUUGGCCACCAAGCUCACCAAUAGAAUAGGUAAAAUGUUCUACUACGGGGGAUAGUAGAUUGACAUACAGUGCAUUCGUAAAAUAUUCAGACCUUUGACCCUUGACCUUUCCCACAUUUUGUUACUUUACAGCCUUAUUCUAAAAUUGAUUUGUUUUUUUCCCCUCAUCAAUCUACAUGCAACACCCCAUAAUGACAAAGAAAAAACAGGUUUGUAGAAACUUGUAAAAAAUAAAAAUAAAAAUUGAAAUACCACAUUUACAUAAGUAUUCAGACCCUUUACUCAGUAAUUUGUUGAAGCACCUUUGGCCGCGACUACAGCCUCGAGUCUUCUUGGGUAUGACGCUACAAGCUUGGCACACCUGUAUUUGGGGAGUUUCUCCCAUUCUUCUCUGCAGAUCCUCUCAAGCUCUGUCAGGUUGGAUGGGGAGCAUCGCUGCACAUCUAUUUUCAGGUCUCUCCAGAGAAGUCCUGGCUCUGGCCGGGCCACUCAAGGACAUUCAGAGACUUGUCCCGAUGCCACUCCUGCAUUGUCUACGCUGUGUGCUUAGGGUCGUUGUCCUGUUGGAAGGUGAACCUUUGCCCCAGUCUGAGGUCCUGAGCGCUCUGGAGCAGGUUUUCAUCAAGGAUCUCUCUGUACUUUGCUCCGUUCAUCUUUCCCUCGAUCCUGACUAGUUUCCCAGUCCCUGCCGCUGAAAAACAUCCCCACAGCAUGAUGCUGCCACCACCAUGCUUCACCGUAGGGAUGGUGCCAGAUUUCCUCCAGAUGUGACGCUUGGCAUUCAGGCCAAAGAGUUUAAUUUUGGUUUCAUCAGACCAGAUAAUCUUGUUUCUCAUGUUCUGAGAGUCCUUUAGGUACCUUUUGGCAAACUCCAAGCGGGAUGUCAUGUGCCUUUUACUGAGGAAUGGCUUCCGUCUGGCCACUCUACCAUAAAGGCCUGAUUGGUGGAGUGCUGCAGAGAUGGUUGUCCUCAUGGAAGUUUCUCCAUCGGGUUCUUGGUCACCUCCCUGACCAAGGCCCUUCUCCCCCGAUUGCUCAGUUUGUCAUGAUGGUUCCAAACUUCUUCUUCCAUUUAAGGAUGAUGGAGGCCACUGUGUUCUUGGGGACCUUCAAUGCUGCAGAUGUUUUUUGGUACCCUUCCCCAGAUUUUUUAUUUAAAAGUUUGUACUUUUACCCCUUUUUCUCCCCAGUUUUGUGAUAUCCAAUUGGUAGUUAGUCUUGUCCCAUCGCUGCAACUCCCGUGAGGACUCUGGAGAGGUGUAAGUCCCGAGUUGAGCUCCCGAGUGGCGCAGUGGUCUAAGGCACUGCAUCGCAGUGCUAGCUGUGCCACUAGAGAUCCUGGUUCGAAUCCAGGCUCUGUCGUAGCUGGCCGCGACCGGGAGACCCAUCGGGCGGCGCACAAUUGGCCCAGCGUCAUCCAGGGUAGGGGAGGGAAUGGCCGGCAGGGAUGUAGCUCAGUUGGUAGAGCAUGGCGUUUGCAACGCCAGGGUUGUGGGUUCGAUUCCCACUGGGGGCCAGUAAGAAAAAAAUAAAAUAAUAAUAACGUAUGCACUCACUAACUGUAAGUCGCUCUGGAUAAGAGCGUCUGCUAAAUGACGUAAAUGUAAGUCGAGAGCCAUGCGUCCUCCGAAACACAACCCUGCCAAGCCGCACUGCUUCUUGACACACUGCUCGCUUAACCCGGAAGCCAGCCGCACCAAUGUGUCGGAGUAAACACUGUACAAAUGGCGACCGACGUCAGCUUGCAGGUGCCCGGCCCGCCACAAGGAAUCGCUAUAGCGCGAUGGGACAAGGAAAGCCCAGCCGGCCAAACCCUCCCCCUAACCCGGACGACUGGGCCAAUUGUGCGCCGCCUCAUGGGUCUGUUUUAGAAAAAUAAUCUUGGUUUUUCUAUUUCAGUAUUGAUCUUUUUCAACUACAUCACACCUGCCCAGAACUACUAGCCCACGCUUCUCCAGCAUCACAUACCUGGUAAAAUAAGGGUUAAAUAAUACAAAAAUAAAUAGUCAAUACAAUUUGGUAUUUUAUUAGGAUCCCCAUUAGCUGUUGCAAAAGCAGCAGCUACUCUUCCUGGGGUUCAAACAAAACAUGAAACAUGACAUAAAACAGAACAUUAAUAGACAAGAACAGCUCAAGGACACAACUACAUUAAUUAAAUACAAUCAAACUAACAAGGGCAAUGAUCAGAAGUCAGUCAUAACAUGGCUAAUAUGCUAGCGCACGUGUCAAACAAGACUAGGACACAAGCGAGUCUAAAUGAGUCAACAGUUGAGUCAUUUACUUUAUGAAAUUACAGCCUGAUGUAUCGGUGACUUCAACUUGAGUUGUGCUGGUCCGUGAAUUCGUAGGUUUCUUCAUUAUGGCACUAAUUGAGUUUGACACCCCUGAGCAAGCAUAUCUGUUUAUUUAGCAAGCUAAAAACACAGAGCCUAACAUUAGCUAGCUAGCUAGCUAGAGCUGGCUGGCUGCUGGGAGGAUGUCGUAUCAUUGGAGGUGAUCGAUCAAAUGGGCAGGCAGGCAAGUUCCCAUUCAGUUGUCAAAAUGUGGGUUGGGAACAGCAUGCAUUGGCAGGCAAGCUGCAGAAGGACGAGCAGGCUACUAUUCCCCAUCAUUUAUCAGUGCAAUUUUGACGACCAACAAGCUUAAACCCUCGUUAGAUUUGAGCUCUUCUCGCUCUGGCUAGGAUUAGUUGUUGAUCAUCUUGUUGAUGUGCAUAACUGAGGGAGAGAGAGCCUACCUUUUCAUAGUUGUUUGAUCAAGAGGACUGUAAAGUUCCCAAAUGUAAGAGGACUCCCAUUUUAUUUAUAUAUUUGCAGAAAUACAUUCAAGUGUAUUUUUUUUUGGCGAAAUGCGUUCUAAUUAUCUAAAGUCGUGCUGUUUCUACUGCCUGUAAAAACACAUUGGAAAAACCUCCCUGGUCUUUGGUUGAAUCGGAGUUUGAAAUGUACGAUCUACCAAUAGGUGCCCUUCUUUGUGAGGCAUUGGGGAAACCUCCCUGGUCAUUGUGGUUGAUAUUCACUGCUCGACUGGGGGGACAUUACAGAUAAUUGUAUGUGUGGGGUACAGAGAUUAAGUAGUCAUUAAAAAAUCAUGUUAAACACUAUUAUUGCACACAGAGUGAGUCCAUGCAACUUAUUAUGUGUCUUGAACUUAUAUAGGCCCUAACAAAGGGGCUGAAUAUUUAUUGACUCAAGACCUUUUCAUUUUUUUUAUUAAUUAUUUAAAAAAAAUCACAAUUCCACUUUGACAUUAUGGGGUAUUGUGUGUAGGCCAGUGACAGUCUCAAUUUAAUCAUAUUUAAAUUCCAGCUGUAACACAAAGUGGAAAAAGUCCAGGGGUGUAAAUAUGUUCUAAAUCCACUGUAUUAAUGAAGCUGUUGACUGGUAAACUCUGUUAUCGGAUGAAUCCCCAAACAUAUUCCAGCCAAACGGAGAGCGUGGUACUGGUACUUCCUGAUUUUGAGUUUUUGCUUGUAAACGGGAAUCAGGAGGAUCGAGUUAUGGUCUGAUUUCCAAAUGGCAGGGCCUUGUAUGCGUUUCUGUGUGUGGAAUAAAAGUGAUCUAGAGUUGCAUAGGUGACAUGCUGGUAAAAUGUAUUUCAGUUUCCCUGCAUUAAAUCACUGUCCACUAGAAGCGCUGCCUCUGGAUGAGCGUUUUCUUGUUUGCUUCUACAGCUUGUUGAGUGUGGUCUUAGUGCCAGCAUCGGUUUGUGGGGCUAAAUGGACAGCUAUGAAAAAUAUAUAAAAUAUAGAAACUCUCUUGGUAAACAAACUGAAUGCUACGCAGACUGUUGUUGUUUGAACAGGUAUAAAAGCCAAGGUUGGUGAUUUUAAUCCCACCUGCAGAUCUGAAAUGUAUUCUCAGCAGUAUAAUUCAUUGGCUGAUCCCUCCUGUUGACCUGGAUGGGAUGAUGUGAUGCCUUCCUCAACCCAUAGGAAGUCCCACCCCAGUUCACUACUUUCAAAUGUUGGAGGCCCUCCGUGUCCGUGCUAAAACAGGUUCUAUCCAUCCUUUCUACCUCUUUCUAACUCUGAUUUAGGCCCUGCUAGAUGGCCGCUAGAAAUGACCUGUUGCUGCGGCUAUCCAGAUGGUUAUACAAAAACCCACCAGUGUUUUAUAGAAUGCUUAGAAUCAAGCAUAUAGAAUUCUGAGCUCAACAGUUCUACUUGUGUUAAGGUAAUGAACUAUAGCAUUUAAAACCGAUCAGGCUGGCUAGUGAUAUAAGCUAACCCCACUAUCACUGAGUUUCAUGUUUGCACAACAGUCGGGGCUUGUUUGAGAGAUCACUGUCUAGCAUGUCAAUGAUCUGCUCCUGUUCCUUCUGUUUAAACCAUCUGUCUGUCUCAUCUGAUGUUCUUCAACAACUGUCUUUUAUGUUGUCCCAGCAGAACCGUCAUGGUGGAGAGAACAUGGUUGAACCUCGAUUGGCUCUAUGGCUUAAUCCGCAUAGUCUGUCUGUCCUCGGAGGCAAUGAGAUUGGAUUCUGGUCUUGAGCUGUAUUUUGUCAUGGAAAUUCCUAUCCUGAGACUGAGCUUUGCUUCCUUUCUUAUCUGGGAACAAAGGCUUCAACCAAACACAUAUGCUUACCCUGUUGACAAUGUCUUAGCCAGCUGUGCCACGAAAAGCUACCAAUUCAGCUACUAAUGGAGACAUUUCAAGUUUCUCCUGUGAAUGGAAGCAUAGUAUGCACUCAAUGUGCAAAACAAGUUCUAGUGUCAAACCAAUAUGCUUUUAUAAUCUCAAAGAUUUCCUUUGACUAGAUCUACACAAGAGGGGAAAAGUGGUUUAGAAAUGUCAGUCACCCAGUCUUACCUUUUUGUUUUGCUAUGUUGUUGUGCACGUAGGAGUUAAACUACUGUGUUGCCGACCUCUCUCUGAGCUGUUCUCUCUGUGUUGCCGACCUCUCUCUGAGCUGUUCUCUCUGUGUUGCCGACCUCUCUCUGACCAGCUGUUCUGUCUCUGUGUUGCCGACCUCUCUCUGACCAGCUGUUCUGUCUCUGUGUUGCCGACCUCUCUCUGACCAGCUGUUCUGUCUGUGUUGCCGACCUCUCUCUGACCAGCGGUUCUGUCUCUGUGUUGCCGACCUCUCUCUGACCAGCUGUUCUCUCUGUGUUGCCGACCUCUCUCUGACCAGAUGUUCUGUUUCUGUGUUGCCGACCUCUCUCUGACCAGCUGUUCUGUCUGUGUUGCCGACCUCUCUCUGACCAGCUGUUCUGUCUCUGUGUUGCCGACCUCUCUCUGACCAGCUGUUCUGUCUCUGUGUUGCCGACCUCUCUCUGACCAGCCGUUCUGUUUCUGUGUUGCCGACCUCUCUCUGAGCUGUUCUCUCUGUGUUGCCGACCUCUCUCUGACCAGCUGUUCUGUCUCUGUGUUGCCGACCUCUCUCUGACCAGCUGUUCUGUCUCUGUGUUGCCGACCUCUCUCUGACCAGCCGUUCUGUCUCUGUGUUGCUAGGCACGUCGGGGACCUUGGCAACGUGACUGCAGGAGCUGACAAUGUGGCUAAGAUCAACAUCCAGGACAAGAUACUGACUCUCACUGGACCCAACUCUAUCAUCGGCAGGACCAUGGUGGUAAGAACAGACAUUGCCUGACCUAUAGCUGCAUGUUGUAUCCACUAGACAGGAAAUUGAAGGAAAUGCUCAGAAAGUUCUCCAAGUAAACACAACCCUGUUCUCGCCCCAUCUCCCCCUUUCACUCUGUUUUUACUACCUUUUCCCAUCUCUCCGUCUCCUCCCUGCCUCUGUACCAUUAGAUCCAUGAGAAGGCUGAUGACCUGGGGAAAGGAGGCAACAAGGAGAGUGUGAAGACGGGCAACGCCGGGGGUCGCCAGGCCUGUGGUGUAAUUGGAAUUACCCAGUGA